AUGCUCAGGGUAAUGAAGUUGGUCACCGCCUAUAAUAACGCUGAGGAGUGCAAAGUCAGCCGUGACAAGCGUGACGUCGGUGUUGCCACCCAACGUCAGCCUUCAAACGUUCACCAGACCUACCAAAAAGCCCGUGCCCGCGAUUCUCCCAGCCAGAAUGUGCGCGACCCUGUCAGAGAGCGUGCCCAGGCCAACUAUGCUGCAGUGCUUGAUGAAUUGCACAACAAGUUCAAGGGACUCAAAGAGGGUUGCUUCCCACGACCCAAAGGAUGUCUAUGUGUAAUCGGUAAGACAACCGAAGGACGAGAUAUCACCGAACGUCGCAUGAAAGACGCUGAUUGCAAGUGCAAAGAAGGAGAACGAGGACAUGGAUGCCCUGCAGCUUAA
Cooperia oncophora is the source of this 387-nucleotide messenger RNA. The record is from the annotation of a GenBank genome assembly. Lineage: Eukaryota; Metazoa; Nematoda; Chromadorea; Rhabditida; Trichostrongylidae.